AUGUCAUUUGCGGAAGGCGCAGCAUACAAUGAACGACUGAUGCCAUUGGCGAGGGGUACCACACUUCCGGAUCAGUCAUCGCCCGUUGAAGUCAUGAUGUAUGAACUGUGGCAAUCCAUGAGGAAUGUGGACAAAACCUUGGCCGAUGAAGUCCUAGAUCCCAUGUUCGACUUCAUGAGAGCGCAGACGAAUAAGGUACGGGCCACGAACAUGGGUCUUGGUCAAUACCUCAAGUACAGGGAAGAUGAUGUGGGACAAGGGUUAUUAAGUGCAUUAAUGCGGUUCUGCAUGCACCUCCAGCUCUCACCUUCAGAAUCCGAGCUUCUUAGACAGGUUGAGUCAAACUGUUCUAAACACCUCGCUGUUGUGAAUGAUAUUUGGAGUUUUGAGAAGGAACGUGCGGCCGCGAAAGCUGGCCAUAGAGAAGGGGGAGUUUUGUGUUCCAGCGUCUCCAUUGUCGCUCAAGAGGCGUCGGUGUCUGCUGCCGCUGCAAAGCGAACUCUGUAUUGUCUGUGCCGUGAAUGGGAGCAUUAUCAUAUGGAACUAACGUCGUCAAUACUCAAAGAAGCCCAAAGCCCACACGUCAAGGCAUACAUUCAAGGGCUCGAAUACCAGAUGAGCGGUAACGAAGCAUGGAGCAACUCAACUUCUCGCUACAACGGCUAA
Molecule: messenger RNA, 666 nt
Organism: Neoarthrinium moseri
Lineage: Eukaryota; Fungi; Ascomycota; Sordariomycetes; Amphisphaeriales; Apiosporaceae
Exons: 2
Coding region: 1-666 (221 amino acids)
Source: RefSeq, a predicted model, not a curated record